Messenger RNA from Cooperia oncophora, 390 nucleotides. NCBI's taxonomy places the organism in Eukaryota, Metazoa, Nematoda, Chromadorea, Rhabditida, Trichostrongylidae. The record is from the annotation of a GenBank genome assembly.
AUGCGCAUCGGUCUGUUUGUUCUGCUGGUUUCCUUCAGCAUUUGUGCGGCACUUUAUUUCUUUGAAGACGACGACGGAAUCUAUAACGAAGAGGGCUGUGGAGAACGUCCUUUCGGUCCACGUUUGCGCUCACAAGGUGGAGAACUUGUAGAGAAAAAUGAGAUACCAUGGGCUGCUCUGCUCAAGAGGAAAGAACGAGAAGGCUACUGCAGCGGCACCCUGAUCACGAAACGACAUGUGUUAACAGCGGCGCACUGUUUCAAAGAAUGGAAAUAUAGAGAUACGAUCGAGACGAUCUUGGAAACAAUGAUUGGCAGUGAUUGCACAAGAUAUCCUUGUAAACAACAGAAGUUUCAUCGCGUGAAAAACGUUCGUGAAUUUUCCAUGUAA